Messenger RNA from Solanum stenotomum, 818 nucleotides. RefSeq lists its product as uncharacterized. The record is from RefSeq and is a predicted model, not a curated record. NCBI's taxonomy places the organism in Eukaryota, Viridiplantae, Streptophyta, Magnoliopsida, Solanales, Solanaceae. The coding region runs from base 229 to 801 and encodes 190 amino acids. The transcript has a single exon. Gene Ontology annotation, biological process: beta-D-galactose catabolic process via UDP-galactose, Leloir pathway; glucose metabolic process. Gene Ontology annotation, molecular function: carbohydrate binding; aldose 1-epimerase activity.
GCCGUCUUACUCUUACCUACAAUAGCUUUGAUGGUGAACAAGGUACACAUCAUGCAAUUUUUGCAGGAGAUGAGAACCAAAAUGACAAUUAUUUUACUUUGUUGUUGUUACUGUUUCGUUUUCCUGUAUGCUUUGUGAUGUUUCCUCUAGUACUUGUUAUAUCUCUUUUCUUUGGUAUGUUCUUUCAAAUGUUGUGAAACAGGUAACCUUUCUGUCAAGGUGACAUACAUGUUCAUUGAGACAAACAAAUUAGCCUUAAUCAUGCAAGCAAAGCCACACCAAGUGAAUUUAGCUUCUCAUAGUUACUGGAAUCUUGGUGGACACAACAGUGGCGACAUUUUGUCCCAAACUAUUCAGAUUUUCUGGUCCAAGAUUACUCCUGUUAAUGAUAAGCUCAUCCCCAACAGAGAAAUUACCCCAGUUAAGGGAACAGGCUACGAUUUCCUCCAGCCACGGACAAUAGGGAGCAAGUUAAGUGAAAUCCCCGGUGGAUAUGAUAUCAACUAUGUGUUGGAUAAUACCGAGGGCAAGCAUUUACAGAGGGUUACUAUUGUCCAAGAAAGCAAAUCAGGUAGAAAGAUGGAAUUGUGGACUAAUAAACCUGGUGUGCAGUUUUAUACAAGUAAUAUGUUGGAUAAUGUUGAGGGAAAAGGUGGAUUUGUAUACUCAAAGUAUGCUGCACUUUGUUUGGAGACACAAGGCUUCCCAGAUUCUGUUAAUCAUCCCAAUUUUCCUUCCCAAAUUGUGAAUCCAGGGGAAACUUAUAAGCACAUUAUGGUUUAUAGGUUCACUGCCUCAUAAAAACUUUUAAGAUAUUU